AUAACGUGUAUGAUGCAAUUUGUUUCGAGAAAACAGGAUAUAGAUUAGAAUAAAACUGGAGAAAUUUACACGUAUUCAUCAUCAUACAUAAAGAAAUAAAGUAAAAAAUGAAUUUGUAUUUUGUUUUCACAUUAUGCGUGUUAUUUUGUAUGGAAAACACGAUAUCAGCUUUAACCUGUCUGGCUUGCGACCAAAAUACGUGCGAAAAGAAAACAGAAGAAGAUUGUCCUGCAGGUUUGACUCGUGACGUUUGCGAGUGUUGCGUAAUAUGUGCUAAGGAUAUUGGAGAAAGGUGCGGAGGAAUUUGGAAUAUGUACGGCAAGUGUGGUCGGAAUUUGAAAUGCGUAAACCCUUCUAACCCUCUUACUACCUUCGAUUAUGCAAAUGAAUACGGAAUAUGUUUGCCAAUUAGAGAAUAGUUUGAAUAAAAUGAGAUGCCAGUGACUAAUUCAUUACUGCAUCAAUAAUUAA
Molecule: messenger RNA, 471 nt
Organism: Centruroides sculpturatus (bark scorpion)
Lineage: Eukaryota; Metazoa; Arthropoda; Arachnida; Scorpiones; Buthidae
Product: venom protein 302-like
Exons: 4
Coding region: 108-419 (103 amino acids)
Biological process (GO): regulation of cell growth; regulation of signal transduction
Cellular component (GO): extracellular region
Molecular function (GO): insulin-like growth factor binding
Source: RefSeq, a predicted model, not a curated record